Molecule: messenger RNA, 7448 nt
Organism: Cuscuta europaea
Lineage: Eukaryota; Viridiplantae; Streptophyta; Magnoliopsida; Solanales; Convolvulaceae
Source: the annotation of a GenBank genome assembly
GCAAUGUAUUUGAAGGUCCUCGCCCGCGAGACAUCCAUUAUCGAGGAGGGACUGUUCGGCCUCCGGGGGAACACUGGAAUUAGUGAGAGAUUCCGAAGACUGGGAGGGAGAAUUGGGUGCCUGACCGCUCGGGCCGGCUUUUCCCCUUGAAGAACGACAGAUCAAAACCAUGUCUUCCUCGUCUGAAGAGAAGUAUCUGGACAUAAAAGAGGAAAAAGGGGGUUGUAAAUACCUCAAAGAAGAGAAGCCUGGAUGAUUUCUAGAGAGACAAAGCUAGCAACAAGUCAAUGAUUGAAGAAGCAGCAGAAAAUGAUGAGGUACCAGCUUCCCCAUAUUUAUAUAGAGGGAUCACCGUCCUGGGACCAAACCCAGGAGGGACACGUGGCAGGAGCUAAAUGGGCUACCUCGGAGGUCGCAGAAACAUGCCGAACGAACGAACGAGUGAUUCCUCUGGGUAAUUCAACAGCUAACAGAAUGUCUCGAACGGCUGUAUAAGGCCAGAAAAAAUACCAGUUCCAAAGGACUCGGAAGCUCAUCAACAGAUUUUAAUACGAGAUUUCUGUCCAAUGAUAUAGUCAGGGACCCUGAACGGGUUAAGCCUGACAUGAAGGGCGACCAGUCAAACAUCCCCCCAGCAGAAGGAUCAAGAUCCCGGCCGAGAUCCCUAAUUAUGGGGAGGUGGAUGGAACCUACUGCUAAUCCAGGAGUCUUGAAACGAAAGGCUAAUCCCGAACGGGUUGUCACCAGAUGAGAGAUUACAGUACAGGGGCCCUGCUUGAAUCAUAUGCGAUUCGGGAACCCUGAAUGGGACGAAGUUAGUAUGAAAAAUUGCUAAGUCCAAAAUGUUGCGUUGGGGAGUUCGAACGGCCAAAUGAAAGGUAAAGGGAAAGAAUAAAAAUGAAUCAUGCAAGAAACUAAAGAAAGGACAGAUAAACAAAAAAGUAUUUUACUCCUCGGCACUGCUGACCGGAAUUUAUAUUAAGGAUUGAAUGAGCAAAAGAGACAGGUGGAUACACAAAAUUAUAAAAAUAAAACUACUGGCCGGCAUCCUGUCCUUCGGAUUCAUCAUCAUCGCCUUCGCCAUCGGUCUCAUCAUUAGUCGGGGGAUCAGGCUCCCUGCCUACAGCCCGGUCAGCCUCCCUCUGUAAGUUGCGGUGAAAUUUGUCAAACUUGGCCAGGAGGACCUUAUCCUCAGAAAAUUCCUUAAUCUCGAUCGGCCGACCAACAAGUUUCUCAAUGAUGGGCACCAUGCCCUCCAUAACCCGUUGACAGUCGGAGAUAUAAGUGUCCUUGGCUAGAGCGUUGACCCAUUUCAUACCAACCGCAGUUUCGUCGGUCAGCUUUACCCCCUCUUCAAGGCGAGCCGGGCCCGGGGGGAGCUGUUCCAGACGCUUCCCGAACAGCCCCCCCGCCUGUGCUAAUCCAUGCUCUUCGACAGCUUUCAUAAAAUCCCUAGAGGAUCGGAAUUCAUCAAGUGCUGAUGCCCGAACGACAGAUAAAUCAACAAAUAUUUCCCGAGGACCGUCCGAGAUCUGAGGUUCGUUUUCCUUAAAAAUAACUUGAGCGGUCUCAGCAGCAUGAACCUUAGACUGAGCGGUGGCAAGGCCCACCCGGAGUUGGCCAAGCUCAGCUUCGAACUUCUUCUCCUCUUGAUCAGCUGCCUAAAGCACUUCAGCAGUAGCCUGCUCAGCAGACAUCCGAGCCCUAAUCAACUCCUCCUCUCUUUCCAACUGAGCAAGCUGGAGCUGAACACUAUAGUAGUCGGCCUGCAGGACAAAACAGUUAUUUACCGAACGACAUGAAAGACAAACAAAGAAACGAACGAUGGGAAUUUACCUUAAGAGUGGCAAGGGCGACCCCUGUCUCAGCCUGCUUGACUGACAGCUUCGGGAGGUGGUAAUCAUUCAUCAUGGCGAAGGUACUUCAGACCCGAGCAGGAUGGCAUCCACCUUGUUCUAUGAUCGCAUGGAUAGGGUCCUCCAUCAAAAUUGGCUCCACAGGCUUGGAAACAGAGGCCUGUCCGACCCCAACGUUGAGAGCGCCGAACGAACCUGAGGCAUCAUUAAAAAGAGGGUUGGUGCCAUGGGAGCAAAAGUUGAGAGCAUAUCUCUCCUGGGAAAUUUUCCCCAGCUCUUUUGCGUAAAGAGAUCAAUGGGUCUGUAAGAUUUCGUUGGGUUUAAUCUGUUCGAUGUUGCUGUUUCUUGGUUAGUUUUCUUCUCUAUUACCAGACCCCAGCUUGGAUUUGGUCUUAGAAGGUUAUAUGAGCCGGAAUAGCGCAAGAACGAUUGUUUUGACGGUGAUUUUACUGUUCACGGAAAACUGAGUUUUCUGUGCGAUUUUGGAUUUUCGUGGUCGGAAUCCCAUCCUCUUUUCGUUUCCGCACUCGGUUACGUAUUUUGAAUGGUGAUAUAAGACCUUAAAACCAAAAACCAGAUUCGUACUGAUUUGAAUUCAACGGGGUUGUUUAUAGCUAUGCGUUGGGAUUUCUGAUUUAGUGCUUGGGGGUUUUUCUUCGUACUGUGGUGCAGCGUCUGACUGAUUGUGGAGGUUGGGGGUAGUGGAAGCUCGGUCUGCGGCUACUGUCCCCUGUGACCCCUUUUUUGGUCCAGCUUCUGUAACAAUGGGGAGGAAGAAACAUAGUGGUGCUGGUCCGAACUCAACAACGAAACUGACCAGGUCUUCUCCCAGGUUUUCGGUGCUGGAUGGAACAGAUGAAGAGUUCCCUGAACUCUCCUCAGCAAUGAACACGUCUGGGAAGAAAACUGAUUGUCAACAGCCUAUCACAAUUGAGAUACCUGGGGAAACAAGGAACAAAACAGAACCUGUGCUGAAGAUAAAGUCUGCUGCGGUUCCUUCUCCUGUAACGGCUACUGCUGCAUUACCAGUUAAUGAGGGCACUGAAGUUAAUGACUCCCAACUGCCUGGAAGUGAUGCCGCUGGACAAAUUGUAGAAAAAGUUGGACAGGGCACCAAAAAAUGGACAGAAUUGCUUUGUGACAACCGUGCUCCCUCCAAAGGUAUUAAAUUAAAAUACAUACCUUCGGUUGAUGAUUAUGUUGAUCUUUCAAAUUGUGUAUUACCUUCGAUGGUCUCUUUGUGGGGGUAUUGCCUUGUUGGAUGCUUUACAGGAAGGUUUCCCAGGCUAAAAGCGAUUUAUGGGUUAGUGAAACGUUGAGGUGUACAAUGUACGGUGAAACCCCAUGACAAAGGGUGGGUGGUUUUUAAAUUUAAAAACGAGCAAGACCGUACUAAGGUCUUCACCGAGGGUCCCUAAAAUCUCUAUGGUAGACUCCUUAUUUUGAAGAUGCUUUCCGAUGACUUCACUUUUGACGAUGAGGCAUUCCUAAAGGUGCCUAUUUGGGUUAAGUUCCCCAAUCUACCGCUGAAUUUAUGGAAUGAAGAGGCAAUGAGCAAGAUUGCAUCGAAGGUGGGUGUUCCUAUCACCACGGACAAGGUUACACAAGAGAUGACAAACUACCAUUUUGCAAGGGUUCUCAUUGAGGUGGACAUUACCAUGGCGCCUUGCCUCUCCUUUGCUAUCCGUUUGCCUUCGGGGAAAAUCAUUAAACAAUUGGUGGUGUACGAGACAUUCCCUAAUUUCUGUUUUCAUUGCAAAUCAUAUGGCCACCACCCCUUUAUUUGCAAACAAUUGGGAUGGAAAAAAAUUGAAAAAGAGGUGAUGAAGGAUGAUGGGAAAAACAUUGAGGAAAACAUUGAGGCUGCUUCCCUUGAGAUGGUGCACCACAAGCCCAAACCGAAGGGGAAGGAUGGGGACAAAGCGCAGCCUGAAGCUACUGCCCAGGGGGCAAACCCGACUGGGCCUGGCUCUAACCCGACCGGGUCCCUGGGACAGAAUGCAGGCCAGGUUUCUAAUGCUGCUUCGCAGACUGCCAACACUGUCCGGAAGCCUGUUUCAGACGCGAAAAAAACCCAGAAGAUUGCUGGGACCACGGAAGAGGAUGUCGAGGGGGUUGUGGAAGAUAUUGAGAGAAUAGUGACGGAGGAGAAGGACCUACAUCAGUAUGACGUUGUCAUUAAAUGUGAGGUAAUUAAAGAUAAGCUCAAGUUGUUUGUUAAACCUUUUAGGUUCGUGCAAACGAGUGUGAUUAGAGUUGAUACCUCGCUCCGGCUUACGGAUGAUCUGGAUAACAAAGGCCUUACUUUUACUGCCAAAUGUUUUGAGGAUUUACCGGGAGUGACUAAAAAGAAAGGAGAGGUUUGCUUUGACCCAAAGUUCACCACCCCUUUCCACAAGUUCCUUGGAGUUUAGAUUUGGGAUACCUAAUUAUGUUUGAGGUAGUGUGAUCUGUUUUGUUCUUAACUAUAGUUAGGCCCAAAUUCCGAUUCUGAUUUUGUUUGAGCAUUUGCUUUAGAGUUGUGGUAUCCCAUUUAUCGGGAUAUGCACUUUUGGUUGUACACAUUGACUUGUUAUUUUCUUUGGGUGUUAAUAUAUAUAUUUACAUUUCAUCCAAAAAAAAGAGGGUUGGUUUGCAAAUCCCCGAACUGCUGAUCUACCGACAUAUCAGUGAAGUUUACCUCCUCAAGAGGCACUUGUCGAAGUGGCUGAGGUUGCUAAACCUCAAGUUGGGCGGCCGAUUGGGUGGUCUCAGGGGCUGAGGUCCUGGCCUUCUUCUUGGACGGCUUCUUUUUCUUAGUCGCACCCAUUUCUUCAAGUCGACUCCUGUUCAUGACUGCUUUGAUAUUGGGAGCUAGAAAAAUAAAAAGAAAGGAAAAUGUUAGUAUCAAGCGGUCUUAGCGUGUGUGAAACAAGCAUGGUAUGUAAGUUUCUCGCAUGGUAGGACCGCCCAGGCCAUGGCACUUGGUUUUUAGUCAAGAAGUCCAGGAAUUCGGGCGGUACCUAUCCGGGCUCCCACAAGCCGAGCGGGGGUUAAGUAGUCUAUAAUGUCCAACGUCCUGGCCCUCUCCACAACGAUGAUCUUCUCUUCUAGCUCCUUAGAAAGGAAGGGCUCGGUGGAUUUGGGCGGAUACGCGUUUCACCUCUGUGGGAUAAGGCCGUCCGGGACGGAAACAAAAAAGAAUCGGUCUUUCCACCCCUUGAUGGAGGUAAGGUUCCCCUUGAAGAGAAUCUGCCUCGUUCGGGCACCCACUGCCAGGAAUCCGUCGGUUUGUUGGGGAGAGACCUUGAAGAAAUGAUGGAAGACGUCCAGAUCGGGCACCACAUCAACAUUCGUGCAACGACAAAUAAACCCAACAAUGACCCGAUAGGAAUUCAGCAUUAUUUAGGCCGGAACUACUUGGUAAUGAUUAAAGAGAGCCACAAAGAAGGGGUGCAACGAGAACCUUAACCCGGCCUUGACGGAAUUAAGAUGCACCACCACCAUUCCAGGGCGGUGGCGUAGGGGAUGGAGGCUAGCAUGAAGGAGAAAAUCAACCGGGUCAAGAAUUAGGGCAGGAAUCUGGGCUCUGAGUUUGGGCGAGAGUUUUUGCCUUUGAUUUUUAAUGGACCUCAAGUCCAGGUGGUGACGAGGGGUAUCGUCAGGAGGGCCUUUCUUCAUCACUGCUAUAUCAUCGCCGGAUUUCGCACUAUUGGAACCACCACCCGAAGUCUCACUAGAAGAAAUUAGGGAUUUCGGGAAAAGGCAGAGCUCUUGCAGAAUUCAGAAACCCGGGCCCAAGGGCCCAAAGUCAUACUUAUACCAAAAAGCAUCGAUUCGCGGACCAAUCCCAGGUGGACACGUAGCAAGGGACGCUCCAAGGGACACGUGUCGAACGGAGGCAAAACGUCAAGUAAUCAUGAUGGUUACAUGGGGAAUACAAACGAUAGCUGCCAAAGAGCUUCGAACCGUCAUGUCAUGGGCAGACAAGCACUAGCAAGGAACAUGAAUGGGAUCAUACCAAACGGCGGGAAACUUAGGUUUCUACAUCCUCAUGUCCCGAGCACGCUCAGAACAUCGGAAGUGGCGGACUUGUGAUGAGAUAUUAAGGACCGGCCCAAUAUACCGACCCAGAAUAUCCCUAAAGCCCUGACGCAAGGGAAGGUCCAGGGAAAAUCAUCAGACCCGAACGGCAAGCCCCGUUCGGCACAUCCCGAACGGGGUGUAAUUAACACUUGGGUAAUUAGCUUAUUCCUGAUUGGUGGCUUAGCUGGGUUAAUCCCGAACGAGAAUUGCUCAAGUAACCGACUGCAGUUAAUGUUGGAUCAUGGGGGCAUCAAGUGGCAUGGGAGGCAACCAAUCAUAUUAGAGCACCCCAUACCCCCAUCUAGUAUAAAUAUCAUCAUUUAAUUCAUUUGUAAGGGUUAGCAUUUAUUUACUCUCUAGCUCUAAUAGCAUUCUAGCUCUUGUAUUAGCCUUUGGACUUGAACAACCGUUCGGCCAUUUCUAUGUAAUUGUUAUUACUGCGUUAAAACAAGCUGAGUUAUUUGAUUACUUGAAUCAGAUUUUAUAUUUUCUUUUAUACACUUUACUGUAGCAAAUCACAUCCUAGAUCCAAGGUUGGUGUUGGGCCUUCAGGUCAUUCAGGAUUUAACCUCAAAAAGUGUGCACUAAUAGUAUUUAUGUUUUAAAUAGAAGAGGAUGUCGGUGCACUGUGGUCCUAGCAGGCGCCUAUUUUGCUAGAUAGUUAGGAAGGCAAGGAGGAGUCUCUUUGAAUAAUACUCCCUCCGUCCCAAAUUUAACUUCACAGUUUGACUUUCACACACUUUUAGGUAGAUUAAAUUUUUUGUUUGACUUUCCCAAAAUAGCCUCAAGGCUUGCGGCUACAAUAAUAAAGGGGAAAGGGCAGUAAUGAUCAGUAGUGAGAGGUAAAAAAAUUAAAUAUCAAUAUUUUUCAAUCCAAUCACACUCAUUACAUAUCACAUCAAACACUAUAACAACAUCUUUCUUCAUCUAAUCUAUUCUAAACACUUCUACACACUAAAAAUUCCCUUCAAUUUUUCGGCCAAAUCAUUUGAAGUUCCCUCCCAUUACACUCUAUUUAUAUCUAUUCUAUCUUUCUUCAUUUACUCCCACAACAACCAAAAAUGAGCAUUGAAGAGCCUGUACUUCCUGCAACUCCUCAUGGCAGCCACAACAACACAGCAACACAACUACAGCUUUCCUGCACCUUAAAUGCUCCUGCACGAACCAAAAAAUGGAAGAAGUUAACAAAUAAAGACAUAAGUAGGAUUGUUGAAAUUGUGUUAGCCAACCACAGUGAGGGGCGACUCCAGAGGGGUAUUUUUACAAAUACAACAUCACAUUUCAACAUUUCAAGAAGAACAGUUCAUGACUUGUGGAAAAAAGCAAAGCAACAAAUGGACCAAGGCAUGUCCAUCAAUGUUCAAAGCCUACAAAAGGGAAAUGUAGGCAGAAAAAGGGUAGCAAUUGACUUAGACUACAUAAAGGAUUACCCACUGCACAAGAGAAAGAACAUCAGGUCUUUAGGCUUUGCUAUGCAAGUUUCAAAGUCAACCGUGCACAGACUAGUGAAAGCUAAGCAAAUCAAAA